UCUUGCUGUUGCAGUGCUGCUUGUGAGCUGGGAGUGGGGAGUGCGUACCUGAGAGCUGUUUGUGUGUGAGAGGAGAAGGAAGUCGGAGCUCCGGGAUACGAGGCUGCGUGUGUGUACCUUUACUGUAUCUGACAGUUCCGUAAUGGAGGGAGAAGGAGGCGUGCCUGAAGAUCUCUCCCCUGAGGAGCGAGAGGAACUUCUGAACAUACGACGAAGGAAAAAAGAACUCAUUGAUGAUAUUGAGAGGCUGAAAUUCGAAAUAGCAGAGGUGAUGACGGAAAUCGAUAAUUUGACAUCUGUAGAAGAAAGUAAAUCAACACAAAGAAAUAAACAAAUUGCAAUGGGAAGGAAAAAAUUCAACAUGGACCCCAAAAAGGGUAUUCAGUUCCUCAUAGAGAACGACCUACUGCAGAACACACCAGAGGAUAUAGCUCAGUUCCUGUACAAAGGGGAAGGGCUCAAUAAGACAGUCAUUGGAGAUUACCUGGGAGAGAGGGAUGAUUUCAACAUCCAUGUCCUUCAGGCGUUUGUUGAACUCCAUGAGUUUGCUGAUCUGAACCUCGUCCAGGCAUUAAGGCAAUUUCUGUGGAGUUUCAGACUACCUGGUGAAGCCCAGAAAAUUGACCGAAUGAUGGAAGCGUUUGCAUCUCGUUACUGUCUAUGCAAUCCUGGUGUUUUUCAAUCCACAGAUACAUGCUAUGUCCUGUCUUUUGCAAUCAUCAUGCUUAACACCAGUUUGCAUAAUCCCAAUGUAAGGGAUAAACCAUCCGUAGAGCGGUUUAUAUCCAUGAAUCGUGGUAUUAAUGAAGGUGGGGAUCUCCCAGAGGAAUUACUACGGAAUUUAUAUGAAAGCAUUAAGAAUGAACCGUUCAAAAUUCCCGAGGAUGAUGGAAACGACUUGACACACACAUUUUUCAACCCAGACAGAGAAGGCUGGCUCUUAAAAUUAGGAGGAAGAGUAAAAACCUGGAAGCGCAGGUGGUUCAUCCUGACUGAUAACUGUCUCUAUUACUUUGAAUACACAACAGAUAAAGAACCAAGAGGUAUAAUUCCCUUGGAAAAUCUUAGUAUCCGAGAAGUUGAAGAUCCACGGAAGCCGAACUGCUUUGAACUGUACAACUCAAGUCACAAAGGGCAAGUUAUCAAAGCCUGCAAAACGGAAGCUGAUGGGAGAGUGGUCGAGGGAAAUCAUGUUGUGUACAGAAUAUCAGCACCCACUCCGGAAGAGAAGGAGGAAUGGAUAAAAUCAAUCAAAGCAAGCAUCAGCAGGGAUCCAUUUUAUGACAUGCUGGCAACACGGAAGAGGAGAAUCGCCAAUAAAAAAUAACUUCCCUUGCCAA
Molecule: messenger RNA, 1340 nt
Organism: Xenopus laevis (African clawed frog)
Lineage: Eukaryota; Metazoa; Chordata; Amphibia; Anura; Pipidae
Gene: cyth3.L
Product: cytohesin-3
Exons: 13
Coding region: 143-1327 (394 amino acids)
Source: RefSeq, a predicted model, not a curated record